CAGUUGCUGACCUUUUUUUCUACUUCCGGCCUGGAGGCCUCAGCGUUUAGAAUCUUGUCGACCGCCACCGAGCAUAUAAUGGCCACAGCAGCCCUGGCUCUUUCUUUCCGCCUUGUGACCACUACUCUUUAAAAAUUCCGCCGAAAAAGAGAAGACGAUUUUCCAAAACAUUCUGGCCGUUAUCUCACGGCUCCCCCGUCUCUGCACAGGUGUAUGAGCGCUACCCAGAGGGCCUAGGGGCGGCUCUUUACCGGGAGCACUUCGACUUCAACGCUGAGCCGCCGUGGGAUCCUAGCUGAUAGCGGGACCGGUCCCUCCCCCCGACUUGUCCAUUUUGUUGCAUAACCCCAGGACCCCCAUCGGCUCGCUCGUCACCCGUUCUUUAUGAUUUUUGGCUCUCUGGAAUACGGUUAGGAUGAAAGGACUCGCCGGCUACAGCGUGGAAGUCUUGGAGGGCGGCGUCACCCUGCGAGAUGUCCUGGAGGAGCGGGCACUGGUGGAGAAGAGCGCCUUCAUGGUGGCCGACCUGGGCGCUCUGAUGCGCCAACACGCCCGCUGGCAGAGCGCCGUGCCGCGGCUGCAGCCCUACUUCCCGCUCAAGUGCAACCGCAGCCCGGCGGUCCUGGAGGUGCUGGCCUCCCUGGGCCUGGGCUUCGUCUGCGCCAGCAAGGCGGAGGUCAACCUGGCGCUGGAGCACGGCGUGUCGCCCGACCACAUCAUGCUGUCGGGUGUCUGCAAGCAGCUGGCGCUCAUCAAGAGCGCCGCCAGGAACCACGUCCAGCUCCUGGUGUGCGAGAACCAGGCCGAGCUGUCCAAGAUUUCCCGUGUCCACCCGCACGCCAAGUUGCUGCUGCAGUUGACCACGGACGCCCACGCGGCCGAGACCAGCGUGGCGUUCGGCGCGUCCCUGAAGAGCUGCCGCCACCUGCUGGAGGCCGCCAAGGGUCUGGGCGUCCAGGUGGCGGGCGUGGCCUUCCACGUGCCCACCUCCUGCCAGGACCCGGAGGAAGCCUACCGCCACGCGCUGUUGGACGCCCGCUGCGUGUUCGACAUGGGGGAGGAGCUGGGCUUCCGCAUGGACAUCCUGGACAUUGGCGGCGCAGACUUCCAGCUCCAACAGGUGGAGUCCGCCGUCAGCCCGCUGCUGGACGCCUACUUCCCGGCGCAGUCCGGCGUGCGCGUGCUGGCCCAGCCCGCCAGCUUCUACGUGGCGUCCGCCUUCAGCCUGGCGGUCAACGUGAUCGCCAAGGAGGCGGCUCCAGGCGAGCACAAGGAGUUCCUGUACCACAUGAGCGAGGGCGUCUACGGUCCCUUCGCCAUCAAGCUCCUGGGGAACGCCAUCGCCGCCCCGUCGGUGCACAAACACACGGCGUGCGGCGAGGAGGCGCUGUUUCCCAGCAGCCUGUGGGGUCCGUCACUAGACCAGCUGGACCAGGUGGUGGAGCGCUGCCUGCUGCCCGAGCUCAGCGUGAGCGACUGGCUCCUCUUCUCCAACAUGGGCACCUGCGGCCUGGCCCCCCCGCACGUCUACUACGCCGUCACCGCCGCCGACUGGUACGACAUGCAGGAGGCCGGUGUGCUGCUGGACUGUGCCACCAAGACCUUGACCGUGGUCUAGUCCCCCUCCUUGAGCCGUGUGACAGGAAGUCAACAUUCCACCCCGCAAAUUUGUAUCUUCUACUUUUAUCAAAUCAAUCGUUAUGCAACAAAAUGGACGACUCCGGAGAUGGAGCCCCGCCCCUUCUUCUAAUCUCUCACCUGAUUGG
This is a messenger RNA of Entelurus aequoreus (snake pipefish), 1766 nucleotides long. Its product is annotated as antizyme inhibitor 1-like. Gene Ontology annotation, biological process: negative regulation of protein catabolic process; positive regulation of polyamine transmembrane transport. Gene Ontology annotation, cellular component: cytoplasm. The coding region runs from base 416 to 1618 and encodes 400 amino acids. Gene Ontology annotation, molecular function: ornithine decarboxylase activity; ornithine decarboxylase activator activity. Lineage: Eukaryota; Metazoa; Chordata; Actinopteri; Syngnathiformes; Syngnathidae. The record is from RefSeq and is a predicted model, not a curated record. The transcript is spliced from 11 exons.